Molecule: messenger RNA, 10844 nt
Organism: Oncorhynchus tshawytscha (Chinook salmon)
Lineage: Eukaryota; Metazoa; Chordata; Actinopteri; Salmoniformes; Salmonidae
Product: low-density lipoprotein receptor-related protein 1B
Exons: 68
Coding region: 1-10302 (3433 amino acids)
Molecular function (GO): protein binding; calcium ion binding
Source: RefSeq, a predicted model, not a curated record
AUGUCGCCAUGUAAACCUCCCAGAUACCUCUGUGCCAACGACACCUCCGUCUGCCUGCCUCCCGAGAGCAUCUGCAACGGGAGAUACGACUGCUCUGACCACUCUGACGAGGGACACUUCUGUGACGAUUGCAUUUUGGGUAACGGCGGCUGUAGCCACCAGUGUGCAGUGGCUCCUGGGAGGGGCGUGGCGUGCUCCUGCCCGCCGGGGCUCAGUCUUAGCCCAGACAGCAGGACGUGCCAGACCCUGGACUACUGCUCCAGGCACCUCAAGUGCAGCCAAGUGUGUGAGCAGUACAAAGCAACCGUCAAGUGUUCCUGCUACCCAGGCUGGAGGCUGGAACUAGAUGGGGACAGCUGCCAGAGUACAGAUCCCUUUGAGGCAUUCGUCAUCUUCUCCAUCCGCCAUGAGAUCAGGAGGAUCGAUCUCCACAGGCGAGACUACAGCCUUCUAGUUCCUGGUUUGAGGAACACGAUCGCCUUAGACUUCCACUUCGAUCAGAGUCGACUCUACUGGACCGAUGUGGUUGAGGAUAAGAUAUACAGGGGGAAGCUGCUAGGCUCUGCUGGUGUGACAGGGAUUGAAGUGGUGGUCCAACAUGGAUUGGCUACUCCGGAGGGUUUGGCCGUUGAUUGGAUAGCAGGGAACCUGUAUUGGAUCGACAGCAACUUAGAUCAGAUAGAGGUGGCCAAACUAAACGGGGAGCUCCGGACCACACUGAUCGCCGGAGGGAUGGAGCACCCACGAGCCAUCGCUCUGGAUCCUGAGCAGGGAAUUAUUUUCUGGACAGACUGGGAUGCCACCUUCCCUCGGAUCGAGGCUGCUUCUAUGAGCGGAGGAGGACGCCAUGUUGUCUUCAGAGACAUGGAGAUAGGAGCCUGGCCUAAUGGUCUUACUCUGGACCUUAUGGAGAAGAGGGUCGUGUGGACCGAUGCCAGGUCUGAUGCCAUAUUCUCUGCUCUGUACGAUGGGACUGGUAUGAUAGAGAUUCUGAAGGGACAUGAGUACCUGUCACAUCCCUUCGCUGUCUGUCUCUACGGGGGUAGUGUCUACUGGACUGACUGGAGGACCAACACUCUGGCCAGGGCUAACAAGUGGACAGGGGCCAAUGUGACAGUCAUCCAGAAAACCAGCGCCCAGCCAUUUGACCUUCAGAUAUACCACCCCAGCAGACAACCACAAGCCUCAAAUCCAUGCGAGGCGAAUGGAGGUCGUGGACCCUGCUCCCAUCUGUGCCUUAUCAACUACAACCGCACCGCGUCCUGUGCCUGCCCUCACCUCAUGAAGAUAUCUGCAGACAACUUUUCCUGCUUCACACUGAAGAGAUUCCUUCUGUAUGUGAGGCGAACAGAGAUCCGUGGCGUGGACAUUGACAACCCUUACCUGAAUCUCAUCACAGCCCUGACGGUCCCAGAUAUAGACGAUGUCACAGCGGUGGACUACGAUGCAUCAGAGGAACGAAUCUACUGGACUGACGUCAAAACACAAACCAUCAAACGGUCCUCCAUCAACGGAACCGCAAUAGAGACGAUAAUAUCCGGAGGUAUUGUUAAUGUAAGAGGUCUGGCCCUGGACUGGCUCUCCAGGAACCUGUAUUGGAUUAGUUCAGAAAGCGACGAGUCACAGAUAAACGUGGCGAGGCUAGACGGGUCCCUGAAAACCGCUGUGCUUCACGGGAUUGAGAAGCCCAAGUGUCUCACCGUACAUCCGUCUAAAGGGAAAAUGUAUUGGACAGACGGCAACACAAUCAACGUGGCCAACAUGGAUGGAAGCAAUAGCAAGAUCAUGCACCAGAACCAGAGAGAUCCCGUUGGCCUGUCGAUAGACUACACAUCAGACAAGCUGUACUGGGUCAGUGCAGGCAACGCCACCGUCAACAGGUGUAGUCUGGACGGCAGUGGUCUGGAAGUGCUGGAGAACCUGAAGAAAGAGCUUGUUAAAGCCACGGCUCUAGCUGUUAUGGGUGCCAAGUUGUGGUGGGCCGAUGACAACUUGGCCCAGUUGGGGACCGUCAGUAAGAGAGGCGGGCUGGACAUGGUGGUUUUACGCAACAAGACCACGGGGAUUGUUCACAUGAAGGUGUAUGACGAGGACAGCCAGACAGGGAGGAAUCUCUGUCAGGACAACAAUGGUGGCUGCUCUCAGCUCUGCUUCCCAACAUCAGAGAGCACAAGGAGCUGUUCCUGUGCCAUGGGCUACAACCUCCACUCUGAUCGCAUGUCAUGUGAAGGCAUAGGGUCUUUCCUGAUGUACUCAUUUCAUGAGGGCAUCAGGGGGAUAUCCCUGGACCCGAGUGAUAACAGUGAAACCUUGAUGCCGGUGACCGGCUCAAUGAUGGCUGUGGGGAUUGACUUCGAUGCUGGAAAUGACACGUUAUAUUGGACAGACAUGGGCUUGAACAGAAUAUCCAGAGUCAAGCGAGAUCAGACGUGGAGAGAGGACAUUGUCACUAGUGGUAUCGGUCGUGUGGAGGGGAUUGCAGUGGACUGGAUUGGAGGUAAUAUCUAUUGGACGGACCAUGGCUUCAACAUCAUAGAGGUUGCUCGACUCAGUGGCUUGUACCGAGCCGUGGUGAUAGCUGAAGGACUUGACCAGCCCAAAGCCAUUGCUGUGCACCCGGUGAAAGGGUUUCUGUUCUGGACAGAAUGGGGCCAGAGCCCCUGCAUCUGUCGGGCCCGGCUGGACGGAUCAGACCAAGUAAUUCUGGUCAACUCUGGAAUAGCAUGGCCCAAUGGGAUCUCCAUAGACUAUGAGGAAAAUAAAUUAUAUUGGUGCGACGCCCGCGACGACAAGAUAGAACGGAUCAGCCUUGAGAGCGGAGAGGACCGGGAGGUAGUACUGUCAUCCUCAUCCAGCAACGCAGCGGAUCUCUUUUCAAUGGCCGUCUAUGGGCCUUACAUAUACUGGGCUGACAGGGCUCAUGCCAAUGGCUCCAUUCGCCGAGGUGUCAAGAGUUAUGCAACGGAGGGAGCCAUGACUCUGAGGAGUGGCCUGGGGGUCAACCUGAACGAUGUCAAAGUCUUUAACCGAGGACGAGAGAAAGGAACCAACCCGUGUGGCCAGAACAACGGAGGCUGCCAUCAGCUGUGUUUCCACCUGGGCAGUGGGAGGAGGACGUGUUCCUGUGCUCACGGCUACCUAGCUAAAGACGGUCUCAGCUGUCACCAGUACGAUGGCUACCUUCUCUACUCUGAGAGGUCGAUCCUGAGGAGCAUCCACCUAUCAGACGACAGCGACCUCAACUCGCCCAUCAGGCCCUAUGAGAACCCUGCCUACUUCAAGAAUGUGAUAGCGCUGGCCUUUCAUCACCGACAACAGAACUCUGGAGGCACCAACCGGAUUUUCUAUAGUGACGUUCACUUUGGGAAUAUACAGGUUGUCAAUGACGACUGGACUGGACGGAGGGUGAUCGUUGAGAAUGUGGGGUCAGUAGAGGGCCUGGCGUACCAUGGAGCCUGGGACUCGCUUUAUUGGACCAGCUCCACCACAGCCACCGUCAGCAGGCACAGCCUGGACCAGAGUCUCCCCGGGGCCUUCACCAGAGAGGCUGUGGUCACACUGGCAGAGGAAGACCACCCACAUAACCUGGCUCUGGAGGAAUGUCAGAACCUGAUGUUCUGGACUAACUGGAAUGAACUGCGCCCCAGCAUUAUGAGAUCCACCCUGUCAGGAAACAAUAUCCAGAGUGUCAUCACCACAGACAUCCUCACACCUAAUGGACUCACCAUCGACCACACCGCUGAGAAACUCUUCUUCUCCGAUGGCAGUCUGGGAAAGAUUGAACGAUGUGAAUAUGAUGGCUCACACAGAUAUGUAAUUAUGAAGUCAGGUCCAGGAACCUUCUUUGGCCUGGCUAUCUAUGGGAACUUCCUGUUCUGGUCUGAUUGGGUACGGAGGGCAGUGGUACGCUCCAAUAAGUACACAGGUGGCGAAAUUAAGGUCCUCAGAGCCGACAUCCCCCACCAGCCAAUGGGAAUUGUUGCAGUUUCCAACAAUACCAACAAUUGUGAACUGUCCCCUUGCACAGUGCUGAACGGUGGAUGUCAUGACCUUUGUCUUCUGACCCCUCACGGCACAGUCAACUGUAGCUGCAGAGGAGAGAGACUAAUACUGGAAGAUAACAGAUGUGUAUCUGAAAACUCCUCCUGCAACAUCCACACUGAGUUUGAGUGUGGGAACGGGGAGUGUAUCGACUAUCAGCUGACAUGUGACGGAAUAGCACACUGCAAAGACAAGUCUGAUGAGAAAAUGAAAUACUGUGAUAACAGAAACUGUAGACGGGGCUUCAAGAGCUGCUAUAACCAGCGCUGUGUGGUCAAUAGGCGGGUUUGUGACGGGGUGAACGACUGUGGAGAUGAUUCCGACGAGGUUUAUUGUAACAAUUCCUCAUGCUCUCCCUCAGACUGGCGUUGUCUGAACGGAGUUUGUAUUCCGGCCUCGUCCCGCUGCAAUCAGAUCAUCGACUGUCCCGACGCCUCAGAUGAGAAGAACUGUAGCAACACAGGCUGCUUGGAUUACUACAUGCUGGGGGUGAAGGAGACAGUGUUCGUCAGCUGCAACUCUACCUCCCUCUGUGUCCACCCCUCCUGGAUGUGUGAUGGAGCCAACGACUGUGGGGAUUAUGCAGAUGAAACCAACUGCCAGACUCCUUCCCUCAGAAAGAGAUGUGAGGAAGGCCAUUUUGCUUGCCCCAGUGGAAACUGCAUCCACACUGUCUGGCUGUGUGACGGAGUGAAAGACUGUGAAGACGGAGCAGAUGAAUUCCAGUGUGACUUAUCCUGCCUGUGGAACCAGUUUGCCUGCUCUAAGAACAAGUGCAUAGCCAAGCAGUGGCUUUGUGACGGAGAGGAUGACUGUGGGGAUGGAUUGGACGAGAGCUCAGAGAUCUGUGGUACGGCUACCUGUGGCCCAGGGUUGUUUAGUUGCCCAGAGUCGUACGGCUGCGUCCCCAAACACUGGCUUUGUGAUGGGGAGAGGGACUGUCCAGAUGGGAGUGAUGAGCUCUCUGCUGCUGGCUGUGCCCCCAACAACACGUGCAUGGAGGGAAUGUUCCAGUGUCGUAAUCAGAUCUGCAUCCCACAGCGGUUCGCUUGUGACCGUGACGAUGACUGUGGAGACGGCUCCGAUGAGACCCUGGAAUGUGAAAGCUUGUGCAACGGCUCUUUCUUCAUGUGUGUCAACGGCCGCUGUGUCUCGCUGGCCAGCCUGUGUAACAGGAGGGACGACUGUGGGGACGCAUCAGACGAGAGGAACUGUCAUGUCAACGAGUGUCUGAACCGUCGAGUCAGUGGAUGCACACAGGACUGUGAAGACCUGCCUGUAGGGUACAAGUGCAAGUGUUGGCCGGGAUUCCGCUUGAAGAACGAUGGCCAAACGUGUGUUGACAUUGACGAAUGUUCAUCCGACUUCCCCUGUAGCCAGCUCUGCGUCAACACAUACGGAUCGUACAAGUGUCUGUGUGCAGACGGUUACGAGGCGCCAACUAAGAACUCGCAGAUCUGCAGGUCUCUCUCGGCUGAAGAGCCCUUCCUGAUUCUGGCCGACCAUCAUGACAUCAGGAAAAUAAGCACUGAUGGAUCCAAUUAUGCUCCUCUAAAACAGGGCCUCAGUAACAUUAUAGCAGUGGACUUUGACUACAGGAAGGAGUUGAUCUACUGGAUUGACUCGAGCUCUCCUGCUCUAACCCAGCGGAGGAUAAACAGAAUGAGACUGAAUGGGAGCGACCUGAAGGUAAUCCACAGGAUGUCUGCCCCCAGUGCUCUAGCCGUGGACUGGAUAGGAAAGAACCUAUACUGGUGUGACAUAGUGAAGAAGAGUCUGGAGGUGUCCAAGGCUAACGGACUCUAUCCUGUGGUAUUGGUCAGCACUGGUCUGGACAACCCUACUGACCUGGCUUUGGAUGCUGACACCGGUUAUGUGUUCUGGAUCGACAGUGGAGAGUAUCCCCAUAUUGGGAGGAUAGGUUUGGACGGCAGCAGCCGGACGGUGAUCAGCGAUUCAGACAUAUUCAGCCCUGCAGCUCUCACCAUCGACUACACAGCAAAAAGACUUUACUGGGCUGACUCGCAUCAAAUUCUCUUCUCAAACAUGGAUGGUUCAGAAAGACGCAAAGUGCCUAGUCAAGACAUCCGGGAGGUGACAGGGCUGACUCUGUUUGAGGAUGUCAUCUAUUGGACGGAUGAGAAGUCCAAGUCACUGAACCGGGCCCACAAGACCUCCGGGGCUCAGGGAACAGAGCUGCUCAGAUACUGGAGAUCCAUCCACAACAUCAAGGUGUACCACCCUCUCCGCCAGCCCGACGUGCCCAAACACCAGUGUCAGGUGACCAACGGAGGCUGCAGCCACCUGUGUCUGCUCUCCCCCGGGGGAAGUUACAGGUGUGCCUGCCCCACCCACUUCUACCUGGCUGCAGACAACAAGACCUGCCUGUCCAACUGCACAGCCAGCCAGUUCCGCUGUGGGACAGAUGAGUGCAUUCCCUUCUGGUGGAAGUGUGACACGGUGGAUGACUGUGGGGACGGGUCGGACGAGCCUCCAGACUGCCCUGAGUUUAAAUGCCAGCCAGGGAGGUUCCAGUGUGGGACUGGUCUCUGUGCUCUGCCUCCGUUUAUCUGUGAUGGGGAGAACGACUGUGGGGACAAUUCUGAUGAAGCCAACUGUGAAUCCUACAUCUGUCUAGCUGGACAGUUCAAAUGCAGGAAACGUCAGAAGUGCAUCCCACUGAACCUGCGCUGUAACGGACAGGACGACUGUGGAGACGAAGAGGACGAGACAGACUGCCCUGAGAGCACCUGUUCUGCCAGCCAGUUCCAGUGUAAGACCUCCCUGCACUGUAUCUCGGCCCUGUGGGUGUGUGACGAGGACCCGGACUGUGCCGAUGGAUCGGACGAGGCCAACUGCGAUGAGAAGACAUGCGGUCCUCAUGAGUUCCGGUGCCAGAACAACAACUGUGUCCCGGAACACUGGAGGUGUGACGGACAGAGUGACUGUGGCGACAACACAGACGAACAGAACUGCAAGCCAGCCACCUGCCCCUCCAGGGACUUUGUGUGUGACAACGGAGAGUGCAUCUCGGCUCGUUUCCAUUGUGACGGUGACAGGGACUGUGCUGAUAACUCUGAUGAAAAAGGCUGUGAGAUGCGCUUGUGCCCCGCGGACCAGUUCCAGUGUCUCAAUCACCUCUGCAUCUCCAACAAGUGGCUCUGUGACGGCCAGGAGGACUGUAAGACGGGGGAGGACGAGAGGAACUGCCAAGGACCUGCGGUCCUUCCGUCCUGCGCCCUGAGUGAGUAUGAGUGUGUCGGGGGAGGCUGUGUGUCGGCCCGCCUGAGGUGUGAUGGCCAGAGAGACUGCUCAGAUGGAUCUGAUGAGGUAGACUGUGUGAGGGAGUGCAGGGAGGAUGAGUUCCUGUGCCUGAACCGAGCUCACUGCAUCCCCAGCCGCUGGCACUGUGAUGCCCUGCCUGACUGUGUGGAUCACAGUGACGAGCAUAACUGUGUCCAGGCAGCCCACUCUUGCCGUGCGGAUGAGUUUAUCUGUACCAACACACUGUGUAAGCUUUACAUCUGGGUGUGUGAUGGAGAGGAUGACUGUGGAGAUAACUCUGAUGAAGACUCGGACAUGUGUGCUAAACUGCCGUGUCCACCGAGCAGACCCUACCGCUGUCGGAACGACAGGGUGUGUCUGCGCUCGGAGCAGGUGUGCAACGGAGUCGACGACUGUGGGGACCUCUCCGACGAAGAGGACUGUGAUGUGAUGCGGACCCCAAGGCCCUGUGGUAAGGUGGAGUUCACCUGCAGCAACCAUCGCUGCAUCCCGCAGGAGCUGCAGUGUGACCUGUUCGAUGACUGUGGAGACGGGGGCUCGGAUGAACAGGACUGUAAAGGUGUGGUUUCCGAGGAAGGAGUGUGCGGAGAGAGAGCGGGUCUAUGUGGAGAUGACGCAUUCUGCAAUGAUACAGGAACCGAUUCACUCUGUCAGUGCAAGGCUGGCUUUCAGAGGAGCCAGACGACGAGGCAGUGUGAAGAGAUCAAUGAAUGCCUUCAGUUUGGCAUGUGCUCUCACUACUGUACAAAUACUAAAGGAUCCUUCAAAUGCACGUGUGACCGUAACUUUAAAGAAAUCGAUGGUGAAUGUAUAACCAAAGGACCAGAGGAUCAAGUGCUCUACGUUGCUAAUGACACUGAAAUCCGAAGUUUUGUCUAUCCGUUUAAGCAGAGCCACGGACAGAAACUGCAUCCUCGCAUCGAGGACAAUGCUAAAAUCAUUGGGAUGGAUGCUCUUUUUCACCGACACAAGUUUGUCUGGGCCACACAGUUUAACCCUGGUGGAAUGUUUUACAAAGACAUCGUAGACAGAAGUCUCACUAAGUCAAAUAGCGGAAUCAUAUGUCCUGACUUCAGAAGGCCCAGGGAUAUAUCUGCAGAUUGGGUGACCGGCAACAUUUACUGGACAGACCACUCCAGGAUGCAUUGGUUCAGCUACUACAACGCCCACUGGAGGAGGCUCAGAUAUUCCAUCAACGUGGGCCAGCUGGGAGGGACAAACUGCUCUCGUCUCAUCACAGACAUCGCCGGGGAGCCUUACUCUAUCACUGUUAACCCGGCUCGAGGGAUGAUGUACUGGACAGUGGUAGGAGACCACUCCCUCAUCGAGGAGGCUGCCAUGGAUGGGUCUAUGAGGAGAAUCUUAGUGGAGAAGAACCUCAGGAGACCCAGUGGACUUGCCAUCGAUUAUUUCAACCAGCGUCUGUACUGGGCUGAUACAGAGUUGUCUGUGAUUGGGAGCGUUCGAUUCGAUGGAUCGGACUCUGUGCUGGUGGUGAGCAGUACACAUGGUCUUUCGCAGCCUGUAAGGAUUGACAUCUUUGAGGACUAUAUCUAUGGGAUCGGGAUGAGGAAUGAUGUCUUCCGGGUCCAUAAGUAUGGAAAACGGCCAAUGGAACGGCUCCAUCUGGGGGUAGAGAGACCCUCCAUUAUCUUGGUCCUCCAUCGAUUCAAACAGCAAGACGUGUCCAAUCCGUGCUUAAGGAUGGACUGUGAUUUCCUGUGUCUGCUCAACCCUGCCGGAGCCAGCUGUUUCUGUCCUGAGGGGACCACGCUAGUAAACAGGACUUGCAGGGACACCAACACAUCAGGAGAAAUGUGUCACCCUGCCUGCGAGAACGGAGGGCGAUGCAUCACCAACGAGAAGGGGGAGCUGCGAUGUUACUGCUGGCCAAAUUUCUCCGGGGAGCGCUGUGAAGUCGACCACUGUAAAGACUACUGUCAGAACGGGGGCACAUGCUCAGGCUCUUCCAUAGGGAGGCCUACAUGUCGUUGUGCUGUGGGGUUCACAGGGCCGGUCUGUGAGAGGAAGGUGUGUGACAACUACUGUCUGAAUGGGGGCACCUGUGACGUCAGCAGGGGGAACCAGCCAGUGUGUCGCUGUAUGGCCGAGUACACUGGGGAGCGUUGUCUCCACCAUAUCUGCCAUCACUACUGUACCAAUUCGAAGGCUUGUACUCUGUCGAGCAAGAGCCACGUGGAGUGUGUGUGUUCAACCAGAUAUGAGGGAGUGAAGUGUGAAGUGGACAGAUGUCUCCAGUGUCGAGGGGCACCGUGUAUUGUCAACCUGGAGACAGACAACGUGUCCUGCAACUGCAGUAAUGGCAGAGUGGCAGCCACCUGUCAACUGUGUGAUGGAUACUGUUACAACGGAGGAACCUGUCACCAAGACCCUGAGACCAGCCUGCCGUUCUGCCAGUGUCCAGCUGAUUGGUCAGGUACACAGUGUGAGAGACCUGCCCCCAAGAACAGUCUGUCUGGCAACAUCAGCGGGGGAAGUAUGGCCAUCAUUGUCCCACUGGUUCUGCUGGUGAUUCUCAUCACUACCAUGGCUUUUGGUGUUUUCAUAUGCAAGAGGAAGCAAAGGGGGAAAAUAGUCCAGCGGCAGCCCAUGGUGAAUGGUGGGCUAAAUGUAGAGAUCGGUAACCCCUCGUACAACAUGUAUGAGGUGGACCACGACAAUCACUCUGAUGCUGGGAAUCACCUUCAGCCAAGCUUCACCCUGGACCCACACAAGGGUUGGUGUGUUGGUGUGAGGUCUAGCCACCUGCACACUCUGUCAGUUCACCCUGACAGAGUACAUCAUCUCCCUAAGGAGAUCCUUCCUGGACAGGCCAUGAACUACUCCAACCCAAUAUACUCUAAGUUAUACCUUGAUCAGGGACAGAACUGUCGGAAGCCCGUCAUCAAUAUUGAAGAGAGGAGAGAGCCAAUCCCAAAGAAACUGGAGGCAACUAUACGAGAGACAGUUGCAUAGCCUUUUACAGUACGCUAUUGGGAUAAUGUUUUAUAUGAGCUGUAUAAAAUGUACAAAAUGAAAAGAAGGAUUUUUUUAUAUGUCCAUAUCACACUAGAAUGUUCUGUUUUCAUGUUAUGUCCGAGGCAUCAUCAGGCAACACUGCGAUGUGUAUCUUUUGCAUUGCACUGAAAAACAGCACCUGAAAAUGACCUUCCCUUCAAUGCUUUCCUUCAAAGAAAGUAGUACCUGCUAUGAUGCUUUGAGCUCGCAACUGUUACCAGCUGAUCACUAAUCAAUUGCUAAUCAAUGUGUCGCAAGGAUAGGACAACAAAAAGAAAGUGACUAUGGUGUCACAGCCUACAUUCAUGUAUACAGUAUUUACCUUCUCAAAUGGCGAUGAAAAGAUGUAACAGACGUUUUAUAAUUUUAUAUAUGAUUUAUAUAUGUCCAGUUUGGCUUGUAUUUUCUGACAAGAUAUUAGGCGUCGUACUUUUAUACAAAACUGUACAGUGCAUCGCUAUGUAAUAAAUGGGGGGUUUCUUGACCUUUCAAGUACACUA